AUGCGCAGACCUUAUGUACGAAGGUUACCAGCAUGGUAUUAUCGGGUGAUUAAAACAGAUCUAGACGUGUAUCCACAAGACUUUGAUGAGGAUCUUUCCGAUCUGGAGGUUAGCAACACUUGCAGGAAGGAGGAGGUAGAGUCUAGAAAACGUGAUGACGACGACCACCAAGAAGAAGAAGAAGAAGAAGAAGAAGAAGAAGAAGCUGAUGACGAUGAUGAAGACUUUGAAAAUGCCCUUGACUUGGAAGAUGGGCAACCCUCUGAGUCAGAGGAUGCGAUGUCUGAAAGAUCGUACGACGGAUCUGAUGCAGACUAUUACUAUGAACCAAAAGAAAUGCGUGAAGACCGCAAACGGGAACUGCGAGAAGAAAAGGAAAAGGCAUACGCUUUCGACAAAACUAAAGAACUGGAAGUUCAGAAUGCGUAUGACAUUACGAAGCUGGAGAAGGAGAACCCAGUUGAUUUACGUCUUUUUGACCCCAAUACCAGCAACCUCUUUAGUAUAUACUCUACAGAUUGGGUACAGCACUGUUACUCCUCUUCGCAUCACGCUUCACCGUAUAUUGAGUUUUAUGUCUCGGACGAAGAUCCCUUACAGCCAUCGUCAGAGCGAGAAAAACACGCAGAUAGACGGCCACAUAUACAUUUAUGGGUCUCUCGACACUCCUUUCGAGUCAUUCCAUCCCCCUCAACAUGCAACUCUCGACGAAAUCAAGUUGAAGAGCUACGAUGGCAAAUACAAACUCACGGUUCAAUUCUUUAG
This is a messenger RNA of Talaromyces marneffei, 765 nucleotides long. RefSeq lists its product as uncharacterized. NCBI's taxonomy places the organism in Eukaryota, Fungi, Ascomycota, Eurotiomycetes, Eurotiales, Trichocomaceae. The transcript has a single exon. The coding region runs from base 1 to 765 and encodes 254 amino acids. The record is from RefSeq and is a predicted model, not a curated record.